This is a messenger RNA of Linnemannia hyalina, 3324 nucleotides long. Lineage: Eukaryota; Fungi; Mortierellomycota; Mortierellomycetes; Mortierellales; Mortierellaceae. The record is from the annotation of a GenBank genome assembly.
AUGCUUCACUCGUCCCCAUCCAAAAACGGAGUAUCACCCUACACUGCCCAACAACAACAGCACAGCGAAGCCGACAUGGAUACUUCAAUCUCCAACUCGACCGCAGCCUCUCCUUCUCGUCUUUCUUCUUCCAAUUCCUCCGCAACUUCAGCAACUACAUCAAACGCUUACUCCUACUCCCAAUCCUACAACAGCCAACUUCACCGUCAACAAUCCCUCAACAACAAUAGUAACAAUAGCACUGGUACCAACGCUAGUGGUUACUUGAGCCCUCUCUCGAUUCAGCAUUCCAACGUCCCCCAGAUUCGUUCUCCACUCGCAAUGGGUUUCAGCGCCCAUUCCGGAAGUAGUAACAAUGGCAGCAUAGCAGCAGCAGCAACGACCCUUUCCUCCCGCAUCAACUACAACGGCAACAACACCGCCAACACUAAUAACACUACCUCUACUGGCCGUGCCCGAGACCGCCGAGAUUCGUUUCAGAGCCCAGUCGCGUUCUCGCCCACCCUCAGCCAUAGCAGUCCCGGCGUCGGCGGACUGACUUUCCAGGGGGGAGCCAAUAGCAUCUAUGCCCACCCACCCAGGUUUGCCCACCUCUGGUCAGGCACAUCCAACACCGAUGGCUCCUGCAACAGCACCAGCAACCGCAACCGUUGCCUGAGCACCAGCAGCGUCGACAGCAACGCUAGUUCUGUCGGCCUCAGCCACUUGACCCCUGCCCUGGCCGCCAUGAGUGUCCACCACCAAGCUUCGCCCGCCAACUCGCCCUACCAGUCAUACAGCAGCUCCCCUCACCAUGGCGGAUUCCAGCACCAAUACCAGCAACAGUCGACAUCGACCUCCCCUUACCCAUCCUACCACACUGCCUUAUCUAGUUCCCUCCAACAGACCCAGGUCUCAGCCUAUGACAGUCUCUCUGUGACCGCAAGUAACAUCGCCUCGAACAUCUACGGCUCCACACCACCUCUCCACUCGAGUUCCGACAUGAUGUACAACUCUUCCACGCAAUACGGCGCGCAAAUGUCUGGUGCUGCCUCCACAGCCCAGGCGUACAACAGCACUCAGCGUUACGGAUCUGCCAUGCUCCCAUUGGGACCUUCGUUGUACUCGGACCAGGAGUCAUCGAGGACGACACAGCCCAGCCAGCCCUUUGAUUCUGCAUCGCCACUUGCUGCUGCCACCCGCACUGGUGGUGCAGGCCGUACCACGACUUUCGACUACAAUGACCAGCAGCAGUACGACCCUUCGUCGCAUGGACAAUACUAUGGACAGUCCCAGCAAGGAUUGGGCAUCAUGGUCACUGGAGGAAUGGCCCGCUCCUCUUCCCCCGACCACACCGGUCUUGAUGAUGGUGACCUCCAGUCGUCUUCGUCGGACAUGAUGGGUGGCCUUGGAUCGGCGAAAUUGGGCAUGAAGCGCAACAACACUGUCGGAAAUGCCUUGCAAACUCCCGAUGACAUCCAUGCUGUGCUUGGCAAGGACGGCAAGACUCUUGUGUACCUCUGUCCUAAAUGCGACCCAAGCAAAGAAUUCACCACAAAGUCCAACCUCAAGCGUCAUUUGGAGAACAAAAACAUCCACAAUACUCCUUAUGAGCGUCGCAGAGACCAGAAGCGCUGGCAAGGCCAUGAGAAGAAGCAGGUCAGCCGUGAUGAGACGACCUUGCGUAUGCGCAAGUGGCGAUCAUCCAACCCGGAGAAAAACCGCUUCAACGAUAUGCGCUGCCGAGUCUACAAGCUGGCGCGCAUCAGGUACGGCGAACAAUACUCGGCCAGCAAGGAGGAGUUCAUUGCCAGCGAGAUUGAGCGCCGUAAGCAGCUCAUGAUCAUCCGGAACAGCCGCCGGGUCGAUUGGGCUAGCCAAGCCUCCGGUGGGGAAGGAUCCGAGUCUUCCUCGACUUCUCCUGUGCCGGCUUCGACGACCGCGGCCUCGACAGGGUUCUCGAUCCCAUCCUCGGACUUUACGUUUGGGUAUGAGACUGCUGAGCAGAUGGUUACUUCUCAUCAGCAGCAGCAGAUCCCCGCCUACGGUUCCAACAACACGUCAGAUUCCAUGACACAGGACUCUUCUAGCAAUAGCAAGGAGGAGAAGGCUGCUCCCAAGGAUGCCCAGUUCUUGCAGGAUCUUAUCCAGAAUAAGCUACCUCCUCGUCGUCGCUCUCGCUCGGCCAUGCAUUCUCAGAUGAACAACGGUGCCUCGGAUGCAGAAGCUGCCAUUGCUGCGGCCAACGCCCUUGCCUUCCCUGCUUCAUCCCAAGGUACUCACGCCUAUGGUGGCCACAACGACAGCAACGGAUUCAUGUCGUCGUCACCUCCCUUUGGAUACUCGACUACCUCCCCCGCCAGUCCUCGCCAGGUCCGUCGCCUCCGAAAGCAGCGUUCCACGACCGAGAACCCUGACCACAGCCAGUACCGUCAUAACCAGUUCUCCUUGGGAGGUGCCUUCGGUGGCUACCCAUCCGUCCUGGGUGGGUCGUCCUAUGAUGGUAGUUACAUGGAUUCCAAUGAGCAGCUCCAGAUGUUGGAGCAGAAGUAUUCUUAUGGUUCUAUUUCUCAGACCUUGGGUAUGGCUACCAAGUCAGCGAAUGCUGGUGGAAAGUCGCAGGAGACCUCUUCGUUGGAGGCGGUUGUUGAGGGUAUGGAGAUAGCUCAGCCUCUGGGACCCCUAGAUUCCUCCACCACCACAAACAAUGCCACCACUGCCAGCUCCGGAAACACCACCGGAACUGGUCUCUACAGCGAUCGCGACACCUCUGCCUGGUUCGCAGCCGCGACCACAACGACUUACAACGCCGAAACCUCCGCCGAAGCCGAGGACGGAGCCCGUGGUUUCCCCUUCCCCACCAUCCGCGACCGCAAAGAACUCGCCCGCGCCGCCGGAAUCCGUCUCGACAUCCCCUCCCAGCAAGCCCUUGGUGGUUCCGGAUGGAUCAACGGUCUGAACAAUGCCAACAACAACGGCGGUCCCGGGUCAGAUGACCGCGUCGGCGGAUCAGCGACCUCGCCCGAGUCAGCCGCCGCACGCGGCUACCACGAUUUCGCCUCGCCCCUCUCCGGUGGAUACGGCGUCCACUCCUCCUCCCAAUCGCCCAUGCUCGCCCCAGCCUUGACGAGUACCAAGCACACCAAGGGUUCCAACAUGGAAGUGUUCAGUCUCCAGACAGGGCCAAUGCAUUUGUACGGUCAGGGUUUGGGUGCGCCCGAGAGCAGCUUCUUUACGAAUGGGACGGAUGCCAAUUCGUUGCCUUCGGCGGCUGCCAACUAUAUGGCCAAGGAGCAGCCCGUUGGACGUCGUCACUCCACCCACCUGUCCAACCUGUCCAUGUAG